AUGGACAACCCUCAAUACCCCAGCAAUGGCGUCCCGACGUCCGCGGCCCAGACAUACCCGUCGCCUACCGCCAUCUCGCCUCACCAGCUUCAGACGGGCUCUCCUCUGCCGCAGACGCUCCCACCUCUGCAACCCCAUACCGUUGCGAUGCAGCCGCUGUACGGAAGCCACCCGCAUACACCGCGAACUCCCGGCACUCCCAACACGCCAACCCAAAACAACCUUCCUAGCUACCAGCAGACUUCGCAGCCUGGUCCUCGACCUGGAGUCUACUCCAUGGCUCAGAACCCGUACCCUCACCAGGGCUAUGCCACCUCUGCUGCCAUGAUGCCCCAAGCCACCGCAGCGGUCUCUCACCCUCAGCCAAUUGCUCCUGCGCCGGUUGGCGGACGUGGUCCUCCCGUCCUCCGCCCCAUGCCUCCGGGUGGCCUCAUGGCCCAGCCUGGUGUGGCUUCGCCUUACGGCCCCGGUUCGCUGAUGCAGCCUAACUCGCUCCUCCAGGACGGCGAGCAGCCGACCCACGUUGUUGGAUCUCAGGGACGUCGUGGAAUCUUGCCCAGCGCUCCCGGACGGCCUACUGCUCAGGCCGCGGGAACUGGCGCAAAGAACACCGUCAUCCCUGUCAAAGAUGCAGACGGAAAAUUCCCCUGCCCUCACUGCACCAAGACCUAUCUCCAUGCCAAGCACUUGAAGCGCCACCUGCUCCGCCACACCGGUGAUCGCCCCUACAUGUGUGUUCUCUGCCGGGACACCUUCUCCCGAAGCGACAUUCUCAAGCGUCACUUCCAGAAGUGCUCCAUCCGCCGUGGUAACCCCACCGGCGCUAGCCACCUGUCUCACCCCCAGGCUCAUGUGAAGAAGAAUGCUCAGGCUCAGCAGAAGGCUGCUCUUGAAAACGGAGGAGAUCUGAACCACUUGAAUGGACUCGGUAACAUGGCAGGAAACAACAUCGUCCACCCCUUUGGCAUUGUCUCCGUUCAGGAUGGAAUGAACAGCAUGGGAGGUGAUCAGAGUCAGCUCUCCAGGUCGAGCAGCAUGGGUAGAAUUGACGGUGAUGCAGACCGAAGAAACAUGGCUGGACCUGUAAUGGGUGGCUCGCAGCAGUAUGGCGGCGACGUCUCUAGCUCCAUGACCAAUCAACAGAUGCCCAACUACAGUAUGCCUCCUGGUCAGAAUGGUAUCCCCAUGUACGGCGGUUCCAACCCAAACCAACAACCGGGCCUUGACUGGUCUCAGGUCUUCCAGGCUGACACAGACCGGAACCAAGGCCGAGCCUAA
Messenger RNA from Trichoderma harzianum CBS 226.95, 1278 nucleotides. RefSeq lists its product as hypothetical. The coding region runs from base 1 to 1278 and encodes 425 amino acids. Gene Ontology annotation, cellular component: chromatin. Gene Ontology annotation, biological process: regulation of transcription by RNA polymerase II. The record is from RefSeq and is a predicted model, not a curated record. Gene Ontology annotation, molecular function: RNA polymerase II cis-regulatory region sequence-specific DNA binding; DNA-binding transcription factor activity, RNA polymerase II-specific. The transcript has 3 exons. NCBI's taxonomy places the organism in Eukaryota, Fungi, Ascomycota, Sordariomycetes, Hypocreales, Hypocreaceae.